AUGGACAGGAACCAGACUCCACCAGCCAACGGCCUCGGGCCGCGCCAUGACGCCUCCUCACGCAUCCAGAAACCAGAGUCCGCGGCCGACAGAAUGGCUGCCCUCAAGGCACGAGUGGCUGCUGCCAUCGACGGCAGCAAGGCCAAGGGAGGUCUCAAUGUAGGUCUCCAUCCGGCGCUGGAAGACCUGGGCCAAUGGAGACCAUCCCUUUCCACGUCGGCCGACCAAAAGCCGGGCGCUGGCCCGCCAUCACGGCUCCAGUCCGAACAAGCAAGGCUCUCCAUGAACAAGAAGAACACUUCCCUACGGAACGCGCAAGCUGGAGGCUCCGGAGUCAACCCCUAUCUACCACCGGCCGACUCGACCGUCCCGGCCGGGAAGCAGAGGAUGCCCCGCCAGCUCCUCUUCAACCAAAAAGGCAAAUACAUUCAACAGGCGAACGCCCUCCGAAGGCAAGCUGCCCUCGAAGCAAUGAAGAAGAGGAUCGCAGAGCAGACUAGGAAGGCAGGUAUAGACGAGGACCUCGGCGAGAAGAAUUUUGUCGUAGAGGCCCCUCCAGAAAUCGAAUGGUGGGACGAGGCGCUGGUUUCCUCGUACAACGUGUUGGAUGACCCCUCCUCGAUCAAAGCCGGCACCGAGGACAGCAUUGUGACAAACUUGAUCCAGCAUCCUGUGGCGCUGGAACCCCCGCAGGAAAAGAACACCCCAGCCCCGAAGCCCAUGUAUCUCACGUCCAAGGAACAGGCCAAGCUCCGACGACAGCGCAGAAUGGCAGAGCUCAAGGAAGAGCAGGCAAAGAUCAGACUAGGCCUUGUUCCCGCCCCUCCCCCAAAGGUCAAGAAGGGCAAUCUCAUGCGCGUGUUGGGCGAGGAGGCUGUCAAGGACCCUACCGCCGUCGAGGCGAUGGUGAACCAGCAGAUUGCUGAGAGACACCAAAAGCACUUGCAGACUAAUGAGGAGCGAAAGUUGACCAAGGAACAACAACACGAAAAACUCGCAGCAAACCAAGAACAGGACGCGGCCAAGGGCCUCCACAUCCUCGUCUUCAAGAUUGGAAGUUUGGCCAACGGCCAACACCGCUUCAAGAUCCACAAGAAUGCCGAGCAGCUGGCCCUCACAGGAGUCUGCGUCAUGCACCCAAAAUUCAACCUGGUCGUGGUAGAGGGUGGUCAAUGGAGUAUCAACAAGUACAAGAAGCUCAUGUGCAAUCGUAUCGAAUGGACAGAGAACACUCCUUCCCGAGAUGUCCAGCCAGCACAACAGAAAUCGUGGCUCAUGGCCGAAGACGAGAAGGGCACCCUCAGGGACAUGACCCUCAAUUACUGCAAACUCGUCUUUGAGGGCGAGGUCAAGGCCAGGGCUUUCAAGCGCUGGACUUCCAAGGUUGCCGAGACGGAUGGCGAAGCGCGUGACAUUCUCGCCCGGUCGAAGAUGGAGAACUUCUGGUCCCAGGCGAGGAGUAUGGCCUAG
Molecule: messenger RNA, 1470 nt
Organism: Diaporthe citri
Lineage: Eukaryota; Fungi; Ascomycota; Sordariomycetes; Diaporthales; Diaporthaceae
Exons: 1
Coding region: 1-1470 (489 amino acids)
Biological process (GO): mRNA splicing, via spliceosome
Cellular component (GO): U4/U6 x U5 tri-snRNP complex
Source: RefSeq, a predicted model, not a curated record